Molecule: messenger RNA, 1227 nt
Organism: Trichomonas vaginalis G3
Lineage: Eukaryota; Parabasalia; Trichomonadida; Trichomonadidae
Exons: 1
Coding region: 1-1227 (408 amino acids)
Source: RefSeq, a predicted model, not a curated record
AUGCUGGCCAACGACUUUCAGCUUACUUUUAACAUAAAUGGUAGUCGUGCUACUGUUCCCCUAAGUCAUGAUAGGAAAUAUUUAAACACACAUUAUACAUUCAAACUUUUCUCAAAUUCUAACGGACAUUUAAGGAUCAAUUCCAUUCAGUCAUCCAAUCCAGUCAACAUUUCAAGCGGAAAACCUAUCAAUAUCACUUACAAUUUUGAAAGAAUCAAUUCCGUGAAAUAUUUUUCAUUUCCAGACUCUCUUAAGAAGGUUUAUUUCUUCAUAGCAUUAUUCCUUGCUAUAUUUUUCAUUCUCAUUGUCAAACCAGAUUUCUCAUCUCGUCCUGUUUCUGCAGUCGUGUCCGCAGUACCUCAAAACAGUUACAUUCUGGCCGUGUUUUGUGGAGCCGGUGCUGGAAUUAUCGCGUUUUCUAUCGCUCUUUCAAUUAUUUUCUCAAUAAAACCGGCAGCUUACAAAUCCUGGUGGCUUACGUAUGCUAUUCCUGCUGCAGCAUCUUCGUUCAUCAAUAGUAUCGUUACAUCUUUCCUUUGCGUCACUUGGAAAUUAAAAGAUAUCGCAUCUGCCCAUUAUUUCGCGCCAUUACUCGUUCCAGCCGUAUUCCUUACGAUUUUGUUUAGUAUACUAUGGAUUCCUGUUUGCGUAGGAAGCUGUAUUAGCAUUCCUUUGAAAUUAAUUUUUUAUUUUAUCAUUUCAGUUAUAUUUAUUAAGCUUCCUGUGAACCUAAUUACAUCCCUUAUUGCAAGUUUAACAUUUAACUUCAAUAAUUUCCAUCAUUUGAUCAACAUUUCCGUUCGUCGUCUUGUUUUCAAUCGCAGAAGCUUUUUAGUCUUCGCCAACUGUCUUCUUUUUGUUAUAAUAUUCCCAGCAUCACGUUCUAUUGAUAAUGCCUUCAAAUAUCCAACAUCAAAUGUAAAUUGGUUCUCAAUUUUCUAUGUAAUACCAAUUUGGUUCUUCUGUUGCAUUUGUAUAGGUAUAUCAAGCCUUGCCCUCGGAGAUGCCGAAGAUUGGGCGAUGUUUGCUUUCAUAUCUGCUGGUGGAGCCGGAUUUGUCUUCUGGGUGGUCAAAAUGAUCAUCUACAUAUUCGUAGAUAAGAUGAAUGGAACUCUUCAGGUCUCUUUCCAAGCAGGAAUCGUUGGUUUCAUCUGCGUCUUCAUAUCUCUAGCGGGAGGAUCCAUAAGUACCCUCUCUGCAUUGUUCUGGAUCAUGAUCAAUGGAUAA